Messenger RNA from Danio rerio (zebrafish), 6144 nucleotides. NCBI's taxonomy places the organism in Eukaryota, Metazoa, Chordata, Actinopteri, Cypriniformes, Danionidae. The record is from RefSeq and is a predicted model, not a curated record.
AUGACCCAAGGGUGUGUAAAUAAACAGAAAUUUUCAUUUGUGGAUGAACUUAAUUUAGGAAAGUCUUUGCUAUGGCUAGAUGGCAAAUGCGCAAACACCAAGUGUAAUGUUUGUUUUGUAAAUCAAACUCUAUAUAACCCAAACCAUAGAUCAUGUAGAUGCCACAUUUAAGUGCUCCAGACUUGUUAACAUGGGCACUAUCUUGAAACAAUCACCAUGCUAUAGCUCACAGUGAAAACACAAGGACGGCUAAUGGGACAUCUAUGUUUAGGUGCCUGUGGUCCGUGUUUUAUUUUAAAAUGGAGGCAAAUCAGAUCUACUGUAUGGUAUGAGGAUUUUCCAACAGAGCACCGAAUGGAGUUACAGAACUAAUCCUUUUUGAAACCCUAUGAAGUUUUGGGAUUUUAUUUUGUAAGCAUCAAUGUUGUCUAUAAGCUAGUAUGUUCCAAAACAUUGUCAAAAUUCACAUAUGCAUUCCACAUUUACAAAAUGAUAAGUGUAGAUGCAAAAACUUCCAAAUGCCGCUUGAUAUUUUCUUCUAAAAUUAGCAUUCUUCUCGGACUCUUGUGUGUAGGCUCAAAAAUGUAACUUUUAUAGUGACAGAUAAGUUCUUUCCAUUGUCUUUAAAAUGAAAUAACUGAACAUAAACAUAGGAGGCUGAGAAAAAAAUGCUCAUUUUAGGAGAAAAUUUCAGAUGAUAUUUAGAGGAUUUUGCAUCUGAACUCUUCAUAUCUCCUGACUGCCAAUAUGGAGCAGUGAUUUUGAUUGCAUCGUUUUGCACUUCAGCUUCUUAUCAAAAGUUCUGUUUGAUCAAAUGCUCUAGUAUCUAAAGCGUUGCAGCUGAAAUCAGUCACUUGUUCGCACAAUAACUAUUUCCUAUAUAGUGAAUGGCACAGGAGAAAAAGGGAAUGAAAAAUAUGCUUUCAAUUGUGACUCUAGCUGACUUUAUCAUCUCACACUGUGCAUCCUUCACUCCUAUUCUGUUAUCUACCUUUUUAACACAGAGGAGAACGCUUUUAUAUAACAUGCAGUGCUAAAUAAUGCCUUUAUAAACUAAAAACCUUUUCCUACCUACAGAAUUGGUUUAUAGGAUGGAAGUCAUUAAACAAUAUUUCAGCUAUGAAUGCAGCUUAGCCCAUGAUGGUCUUGUUUAGGUUUGUCCUCUGCCACUCAGGCUCACCCUGGAUGCCCUCAUGCAAAGUAAUCUCUUUUCUUUUUUAACAUUCACAUGAAUUGCAGUUUAAGCUUUUCAUGUAUUAAAGGAUUAGGUCUAAAGCCUAGGUGGGAGAGGUGGUUUUUAUGGGCUUAAUAAAAUCUGGAAGAUAGGCCCCUUGCCAUUUCAGCUCUCACUUCCAACACUCAAAGAAAAAAAUAUAUAUAAACACACUACGUUAAGAACUUUUUGCUAUAUUGAUUAUGGCAGGCGCUCUUUGUACACAAACUUGAAGUAAAAUAUUAAAUGUUCAGAUUCAGCUGCUUUUCAUGUGCAUUUAAUGAUCUUUAGAAGUCUUAUGGUACAACAAACAAUUAAUGCUAUUAUAAUGUGUAUCGACUCAUUCUUAUAGUCUUUUCAAAAAAAUGUUACAUUAAAACUUGCAUUAUAUUGACUACAAGUUGACUACAAAUUCACUACAAGUUAAAUUGCUCUUUAAACAACUUUCUCAAACAAUGCUGUUUUAAACUUCAGUCUUAAUGUGAUUAAUAAUAAAGUGUGUGUGUGCAGAUUUUACCAGUAAUAAGUCACCAUAAGUGUAGAAAGAAAGCUCAUUAUAUACGUGCAGAAAUAGCCUGUUAUCUUAUCAGAAUGCAAUAGUAGUGAUUUAUUUCGUUUGGAUCCUCUCUGAAAAUUAAACCACCAGGAAUCCAUUACAGAGGUCUCAGCAUAAUCUAUUGUAUCUUUUGUAACUCAUAUGUUUAGGUUGCUUUAUUUGUGCUGUACCAUAAACCAAUGCCAACCAUGGCUAAAGCUCAUCUGAAUUAUUUAGUAUGGCUUUAACUUGUUACAUUGACACCUACUAUAAGAUUCAGUCUAUUAUAAAUUUGUCCGCACUAUGUUGCCAAAUCUAUUGUUUCUGCAUCCAAAACUCCUCAUUUGACACAUGAUAUGUGGAGCAGAGGGGCAGUAGACAUUCAUGACUCUUCUGUCAAUUAUUCAGGAGUAAGCUUGCAGGUUCAGGUUUCCUUACUGCAGCUAAGACAGGCUAUCACAUAGCAAAACAAUGUCUGUGUCCUAAAAGGACAGCAUUCAGUCUAGCAAAGUGUUUAUGGCCCUUCUGAUAAUUUCACUGAUGGCAAUUCGACCAUAUUUAAGGUGUUAGAAGUGAUCUUGCUUUUCACACAGUUCUCUUUUGAAGCUAUGCAAAUAAUGCUUUUGGCAAAUGCAAAGCAACCUAAUGUCAUCUUUUAAAGCCUUGCUAAUCAACAACACUGUGUUCAUGGGAAAGAACUUUGAUCCUCAGCAUUUACUGUGCAAACAGUAGCAUCCUGUUCAUACAUUCAUAUUUGUGUAAUUGAUGUAGUAUAUCAGCAAACACCACCUCUUAAGUAAAUAUACUUUCUUCAUUCUCACCGAUUAUAUUUGCAAUAGUCAAGCUAUUUUCAUAGUUAAAUAGACAUAUCAUAAUUUAAAACAAGAUAAUCUGGUAGACAAUGCACAAUUUGCAUGUCUUAUCUAUUAUGGACUGUGCUUUCUUUACACUGGAAGAAGCCAGCUUCAUAUAUAAUAAAAUAUAAGCUAUUUUCAUAAUUAAAAUAAAUUCUGAGAUCUCUGAGGAGGGUUACAUAAGCAUUCAAAGCCACUGUGUUGUGUUUUCUUAGUGAUCACCUGCACCAGGUGGAAUGAUACCUGUCCCCGCCCUCAGAGAACACAGGAUGCAAAUGCUGUUGUUGUACAUAUCAGGUUUUAGUCACCCUGUGGGAGGAGAGGCAGCUGACAGUGUGCUUCUACUUGCAGAUACUAAAAGACAAGCCCACACUGGCUGAGAUACUCAAGGGAAGAGGCUCCAAAUAAAAUCCAAUGUCCAGCAGAUGACCAUAGAUUUCACUACAGAGAUGCCAAUUGCGGAAUUGCUUGGAGUGCACUUUGACAUGCAGCUCCUGGGUAAACUGACCUUGUCUGUGGCCACCAUGCUGUUUGUUUCCUUGGUUUUCAGAUUCUACAACUCCAGGGCACGAAACAGAAGGCAAGAAAGGAUUCAACGGGGUGCACAAGCAACCCAAGGAAGCAACGGUGCCUACAACAGAGAGCAAAAACAACAGAGCGAAGAUGCAAAGGAGGAAAAUUAUAUUCAACAAUCUUCAGAAAAACUCUUGGAGGAAAGUGUUAAAAAUGCUAGUGCUGCAUUGGAAGGGGGUCAACCGGAAACUAUGGACAUGGACACUUGUCCAAACGGGGAAACUACAGGUAAAAUCAACACAGUUGAUAAUAUACACGAGCCAACAAAAAACAAACCAAGACUGACCUUACAGCUUCCUGAUGUGACUGAAAAAGGACCCGGUAGUCCAAGUGGUCGGCGAUCGCCAUGCCUGGUAAAGAAGCUAACAGGUGGUACAGGUGUUGGCAGGGAGUUAAGACAAGAUGUUGGUCACCAAGGCAUGUACUCAAGUUUUCAAUCAAAAGCAGAAAUCAAAGUAGAGAAUGCUGACCUUAUCCUGGAUGGGUCAAGAGAUGGUAGAACAGGUGUUCACGGGAAGAUCUAUGAGUACUAUGUGGAGUCAUCUUCUCAUUUCAUCUCAGAUUUAAGCCCCACCCGCUCUGUCAAUCCAGCCUAUGGUCAAAACGAAAGCACUUCGUUUAAAUCCCAAUCACUGGAUUUAUCUCAUUUCAAGGAACGCUCCCGAUCACCAAGUCCACAGCCUUCUAGAUUCUUAAUGAGAGACCUUAACAUUACUCCGCGAUUUACUAAUGAGCCUCCCUCAACGUUCAAGCCAGAGACAGUGAGAUACAGCAGGCAUGUAGUCAUCCGUCAGGACAGCUAUCUUACUGCUGCUAUUGACUCUGAGCUUCCAAUCCCCUUGCCCACACAAAGGACUUUAACUCCUCGCAGCUUUUCUCCAGCUCGACCCAGUGACACCCCUUCAAGCCCAUUAGAGUCUGACAUAGCAAACCUUGAUGACCCUGAGGAACCACAAGUGGAGACUCUAGCCGGAGCAAAAUUCAUACAUUUUCCAGAGAACGUGGGGAACGCAGAACUCGAGAGUCUAACAGGGAAGCUGGAUUUAGGCAACUGCUUGGAGGCUUUAACACUUGCUAAAAAACAUGGCCACACCGCCCUUCAGCAAGCUGCUCUCCGUGUCAUGUCUGAUAAUUACCUCCAGGUCUUUAGAGACCCAGGCCUCUUUGGCAGGCUGAAAGCAGGGGAGCGUGAUCACAUCCAAACACAACGCAUGAGAGGAAGGAAGUGGUUAGUGGUCGCAGAUAUGGAGUCCCCAGACUGGAGUAGACGUCUGUCACAGUCUACAGAUUUGGAGUCUGAAUCAGUUAAGACAUCUAACGGAAUGUAUUACUAUGAUGAUUAUAAGGACACAUGGCACCUGCAUUCCCACAUUCCCCAGGAAGUGUUAUCUAAAGGUUGUGCCAUGUGCACCAUGGAUAAUUAUCUAUUUAUCGCUGUGGGUUUCCAAGGCCAGGACCGUGAAGCAACCCCUUCAAAGAAAGUUUACUGUUACAACCCAGUGACUUCAAUUUGGAGUGAAAUAAGCCCCAUGAAUGAGGCAAGGCCUCACUGCAAACUUGUAGCUCUGCAAGGCCAUCUUUAUGCCAUUGGAGGGGAAUGCUUAUCAACAGUUGAGCGAUAUGACCCCAGGACUAACCGAUGGACUUUUGUGGCACCUCUUCCUAAUGAAACAUUUGCCGUAGCUCAUCGUGCCACAGCUUGCAAUGGUGAACUGUUUGUUGCAGGGGGCACAUUAAGAUACACCCUCUUGCGCUACAAUCCCAAAACUAACACAUGGCGAGAGAGCAUGAUUGUCGGCAGCAGGGACAAGACUGCAGAACUGUUAGCAGUGAAGAACUUCUUAUACCGUUUUGACGUCAAUCCCCUUGGCAUCAGCGUGUAUCGCUUCCAUGCAGUGGCAAGACUUUGGUAUGAAUGCUCCACAAUACGCCUCCCCUAUUGCACUGCCUUUCAAUGUGUGCCUAUGGACAAUAUUAUCUACUGCGUGAGCCGUCAAUUUACCUUGAGGUUCCUUGCAGAUGAGGUAUCUCCAAGCUUUGUUGCACAGGAUUUGAAAGUACUAUCCCCGGUUAAAGGCAUUUUGUUUCCGUUCGUCCUUGUGCUGCCCGAAAGGACCACUCAACAAACUUGUGUUUAAGUAAGGUCAAGGUUUUCUGGUUAGAACAAAAACACUCAGGAACACAUUAUGCACAUGUUAAAGGAAUGUACCUUUUCUUAAUUAGUGGCAAUCGAGAUGAAAUAUCAAGGCCAUUACAUCCAAUUAUUUUAAAGCUAGUACACAAUUACACAGCACUUACUGAUAAAUAAAUCUGUUGUCGCAGUGAAGGCUAUUUAUUUGUUUGGACCUUUCAACCACUCAGAUGUCUAAAUCAGACGUUAAAUCCUGGAAAUGUCUUGCGCAAGUGCUUAAAAUGUUUCAGUAAAUAUACAGCUUUUGAAACACUGUGUGGAUAAUGUUAACCAAUCAAUAGUGUGUGUAGAAUAAAGCCGAAUUGUAAUUGCAGAGCUGGCAUCAUAAACAACAUGAAUGGCUGCCAUUACCACAAUUUAUGUAAGCUGGCUAAUUAUAUUCAUAGCUUCUUUCUUUCAUAAUCUUUAUUAUUAUUAUUUUGCAUAUCACAUGUAAUUAAUCUACCAGCGUUUUAAAAUAUGUAUUACAUGUCAUUUAAAUAUUUAAAUAUAUUUGUAUGCAUUUUUCAUGACACCAAGUCUUGACACCGGGAUGGGAUUUUAUUUAAUGCAUGAUGUCUAAUUUUAUGUUAAAUCUUUGAACUCUUUUCAAAGAACUUCUUUUACAUCACUGAAUCACUUUGGGGAGUCCAGAGGCAAAAGUUUAUCUUCUCCUUGUAUAUACCAUUCCACAUUAUAGAAAGAACUAAUGACUUAAUGGGAUGCUUUGCCUCUCCGUGCACAUUUCUGUCUCUAUCUUCUGAAGAGCUGGGAAUAAAAAUUCUCUCAUCUAUUAUAA